AUGGCUAGAUACGGUACUAUUUCUGCUGACCCAGCUAGAUCUGCUAAGGCUAAGGGCUCUUACCUCAGAGUUUCUUUCAAGAACACCAGAGAAACUGCCCAAGCCAUCAACGGUUGGGAAUUAAAGAGAGCUCAACAAUACUUGGAACAAGUUCUUGAUCACAAGAGAGCUAUCCCAUUCAGAAGAUUUAACUCUUCUAUCGGCAGAACCGCUCAAGGUAAAGAAUUUGGUGUUACCAAGGCUAGAUGGCCAGCUAAGUCUGUCAAGUUCAUCCAAGAAUUGUUGAAGAACGCUGAAGCCAACGCUGACGUCAAAGGUUUGGACACCACUAAAUUGUUUAUCUCCCACAUCCAAGUCAACCAAGCUCCAAAGCAAAGAAGAAGAACCUUCAGAGCUCACGGUAGAAUCAACAAGUACGAAUCUUCUCCAUCCCACAUUGAAGUCGUCUUGACCGAAAAGGCUGAAGAAGUUGAAAAGGCUGCCGAAAAGACUGUCGCUACUACUGCUUAA
Molecule: messenger RNA, 510 nt
Organism: Saccharomycopsis crataegensis
Lineage: Eukaryota; Fungi; Ascomycota; Saccharomycetes; Ascoideales; Saccharomycopsidaceae
Product: ribosomal 60S subunit protein L17A
Exons: 2
Coding region: 1-510 (169 amino acids)
Biological process (GO): cytoplasmic translation
Cellular component (GO): cytosolic large ribosomal subunit; ribosome
Molecular function (GO): structural constituent of ribosome
Source: RefSeq, a predicted model, not a curated record